AUAAAUAACAAAGUAACUUUGGAGCUCAUCAUCAUUUGUGUUGUGAUCUCCUCCAGUGUAGUGUUUGCUCGUCACUCUAUAAAAAAGUAAAUUAUUUUGGAUAUCAGAGCAUUAGCCAAUUCGGUUCAACGCUGCAGCAUUAAUUUAAAGAUAAAUACCGAUAAAAUGAAACUAAUUAUCCUUGCUUUUGCCUUAAUUGGUUGCGUGGCCGCCCAAUUUGACUCCGCCACACAAGGCCCAAAUCCACAGGAUAUCGCCACACCAGAACCCGAAUACAUCGACAUCGAUGAGCCGCCACCAGCGCCUGUUGCCGCACCAAUUCCAGUGCAGUCACGCGCCAGUUUCGCUGUAGCACCAAGACCCGUAGCUCGUCCCAUCCCUGUAGCUCGCCCCAUCCCGGUAGCCGCUCCAUCCUUUGCAUACUCACCCAGCCAAUCCUACCUGCCACCCGGCGGUGCCCAAAUACCCGGACAUAUUUUCAACCCACAAAGCGGUUACAACUACAGACAAGUACGCAGACGAGUUUUCUAUCGCCGUCGCUACUAAACGGUGGCUAACUGGUGCCAAUCCAGAAUAUUGUUGACCAUUAACCAAGUUGCAGCACACUAAUCAAAUAGAGAGAGCGCAAAUCAACUAGCCUUUUCAACGAGGUACAACGGAUGCGCAAGGCAUUUCUAACGGCAUGCCUAUAUGACAUUUUUUAGUUAUUUAAAAUAUUAAUUCCUAAGUUUUGAUUUGAAAUGUGCAAUUUUUCGAUUGACCUGGUGAAAAAUCAACUUAAGUCUAAUUCCGCCCUUUGCUGCAGCGCCAUACAAUUUUCGUACAAACCUCGAAAACAAAAUUUAUAUAUAUUUAUAUUACUAAGCCAAAAGAAAAGAUGCGCACAUAAACAUUAAUAUAUAUACAUGAUCACAAAUACAUGCGUGUAAAUACAUUUAAGCUCGCUACUAUAGAAGAUGCAAAUGCUUAGACAUUGCUCGCAUACCUAUAUUUGGCGACACUGUUUUUUAAUGGAAGGCAGCAUCGCUAGAAUUUUAACAGAACUGCCAGUAGUUGAUUAUUAUUACAAAACAAAAUAACUUAUACAAAUUACGUUGUAAAUGAAGAAAAUGUAUGCUGACACAUUGGACUUGACGAUUUACAAAUUUAAAAGCCUUUGUUGUAUUUUUCCCCAGGUUCAAAUAAAAUAUUUAUAGUACCUGU
This is a messenger RNA of Anastrepha ludens (Mexican fruit fly), 1203 nucleotides long. RefSeq names its product cyclin-dependent kinase inhibitor 1C. The coding region runs from base 166 to 546 and encodes 126 amino acids. NCBI's taxonomy places the organism in Eukaryota, Metazoa, Arthropoda, Insecta, Diptera, Tephritidae. The transcript is spliced from 2 exons. The record is from RefSeq and is a predicted model, not a curated record.